This is a messenger RNA of Lolium rigidum, 1842 nucleotides long. RefSeq names its product calcium-dependent protein kinase 11. Gene Ontology annotation, cellular component: nucleus; cytoplasm. The transcript is spliced from 8 exons. Gene Ontology annotation, molecular function: calcium/calmodulin-dependent protein kinase activity; ATP binding; calcium ion binding. Bases 1 to 1749 code for a protein of 582 amino acids. NCBI's taxonomy places the organism in Eukaryota, Viridiplantae, Streptophyta, Magnoliopsida, Poales, Poaceae. The record is from RefSeq and is a predicted model, not a curated record. Gene Ontology annotation, biological process: peptidyl-serine phosphorylation; intracellular signal transduction; protein autophosphorylation.
AUGGGAAACAGCUGCAACGGCCCGAACGCCGCCGGCCGCAACGGCUUCUUGGCCUCCGUCGCCAUCUGGCGCCCCGCGAAGCCCGCCGACGAGGCCGCGCCUCCAGCCGCCCUCCCGGCGUCCACCUCCGACAAGAAGGCGCCAGAGCCCGUCACCAUCCCCGCCGGCGAACACUCCUCCCAUCACGCCUCACGCGCCUCCGACCCGCCUCCCCCCAAGUCCGCCGAGCCGCAGCAGGCCCAGGCCCCUCCGGCCAAGAAGCCCGUGCCCAAGGUCAAGCGCGUCCAGAGCGCCGGCCUCCGCGCCGACUGCGUCCUCAAGCGCGACGUCAACACCGCCCGCCUCAAGGACCUCUACACCAUCGGGAAGAAGCUGGGGCAGGGCCAGUUCGGCACCACCUACCUCUGCGUCGAGAAGGCCACGGGCAAGGAGUUCGCCUGCAAGUCCAUCGCCAAGCGGAAGCUGCUCACCGAUGAGGAUGUCGAGGACGUGCGCCGCGAGAUCCAGAUCAUGCACCACCUCGCCGGACACCAGAACGUCGUGUCCAUCGUCGACGCCUACGAGGACGCCGUUGCCGUGCAGCUCGUCAUGGAGCUCUGCGCCGGCGGCGAGCUGUUCGACAGAAUCAUCCAGAGGGGGCAUUACUCUGAGAAGGCCGCGGCGCAGCUCACGCGGGUGAUCGUGGGCGUCGUCGAGGCGUGCCACUCGCUCGGCGUCAUGCAUAGGGAUCUCAAGCCCGAGAAUUUCUUGUUCGUCAACCAGAAGGAGGACUCGCCGCUAAAGGCCAUUGAUUUCGGGCUCUCCAUAUUCUUCACGCCAGGUCAGAUGUUUACAGAUGUUGUUGGAAGUCCAUACUAUGUUGCACCUGAGGUUCUUUUAAAAAACUAUGGGCGUGAGGUUGACGUCUGGAGUGCUGGUGUAAUAAUCUAUAUCCUGUUGAGUGGGGUUCCACCAUUCUGGGAUGAAAGUGAACAAGGAAUAUUUGAACAAGUUUUGAAAGGUGAACUGGACUUUUCAACUGAACCCUGGCCUAGUAUCUCAGAUAGUGCGAAGGAUUUGGUCAGGAAAAUGCUUAUCCGUGAUCCAAAGAAGAGAUUGACUGCCCAUGAAGCCCUAUGUCACCCUUGGGUUUGUGUUGAUGGAGUUGCUCCUGAUAAGCCUCUUGAUUCUGCUGUCCUGAGUCGGUUGAAACAAUUUUCUGCAAUGAACAAACUAAAGAAAAUGGCCCUUAGGGUUAUUGCUGAGAGUUUGUCAGAAGAAGAAAUUGCAGGAUUAAAGGAAAUGUUUAAAAUGCUAGACUCUGAUAAUAGUGGUCAUAUCACAUUGGAGGAGUUAAAAUCUGGCUUGCGGCGAGUUGGUGCUACUUUGAUGGACUCCGAAAUUGAUGCUUUAAUGGAAGCAGCAGAUAUUGACAAUAGUGGUACAAUCGAUUAUGGGGAGUUUAUUGCUGCAACAAUGCACAUAAACAAAGUUGACAAGGAGGAUAAGCUCUUUACAGCUUUCUCAUACUUUGAUAAAGACGGCAGUGGUUAUAUUACUCAAGAUGAGCUCCAAAAGGCAUGUGAGGAGUUUGGUAUUGGAGACACCCGUCUUGAAGAUAUUAUUGGCGAUGUUGAUAAGGACAAUGAUGGACGGAUCGACUACAAUGAGUUCGUUGAAAUGAUGCAGAAAGGAAAUAAUCCACUGGGUAGAAAAGGACAUCAAAGCAAUGUGAACUUUGGUCUUGGAGAUGCACUGAAGCUUCGGUAAAAGAAGGUGCAGUUGACCAAAAUUACCAUACAGUGACUCGCAAAAGUUAGCACAGCAGCAGAAUAGCUCCCACAACUUGUCGCAUGCAGGCCG